Messenger RNA from Octopus sinensis (East Asian common octopus), 1071 nucleotides. RefSeq lists its product as uncharacterized. Gene Ontology annotation, biological process: telomere maintenance; DNA repair. The record is from RefSeq and is a predicted model, not a curated record. Bases 1 to 1071 code for a protein of 356 amino acids. Lineage: Eukaryota; Metazoa; Mollusca; Cephalopoda; Octopoda; Octopodidae. The transcript has a single exon. Gene Ontology annotation, molecular function: DNA helicase activity.
AUGGGGAAUCUUCUCACUGAGUGCAGCCUUAUCAAUUGGGAUGAGGCAACCAUGAGUCAUAAGGUGGCUUUUGAGGCGCUUGAUCGGUCUCUUCAAGACCUGAGACGCAAUAUGAGAGUGAUGGGUGGAGUGACUGUUUUGCUUGCUGGCGACUUCCAACAAACUCUACCUGUCAUUCCACAGGGGACAAGAGCUGAUGAGGUAAAUGCUUCCAUAAAAUCAUCCUACUUAUGGCACCACAUUGAGAAACUUCACUUGACUACAAACAUGAGAGUUCACGUGCAUGGCAAUGAAAGCACAGCCACAUUCUCAGCACAGCUUCUCGACAUUGGUAAUGGAACUGCAGCUGGUGAUACUGAUGGUUUCAUCCAUUUACCAUUUGGUAAUUUUGUGCCAACUGUGGAUGAUUUGAUGUCUUCAGUUUUUCCUGACAUUGCAAACCAAAGCCUUGACACAACUUGCCUACAAGGAAGAGCAAUUUUGGUGCCUCACAAUAAAACAGUUGACGCUAUCAAUAAUAAACUUCUCGAUCUGCUUCCUGGAGAAAAACUCUCCUUCAAGUCCAUUGACAUGCAUGAAAACCUGGAUGAUAUGACCGUUUUCAGAACAGAAUUCCCUAAUUCCCAAAUGCCCGCAGGACUUCUGCCUCACGAACUCCAUCUUAAGGUUGGCAUGCCCAUCAUGCUGCUGUGGAAUUUGGAUACUCCAAUAAUGUGUAACGGCACACGGAUGAUAAUCAAAAAAUUAUACUCCCAAGUUCUGCAGGCAACCAUCUUGAAUGGAUCGGCUGCUGGUCAAGAUGUUCUUAUAGCCCCAAUGUCCCUCACUCCCUCCGAUACAAUCUACAAGUUUAAGCGGCUUCAAUUUCCUAUCAAACUCUCCUUUGCAAUGACAAUAAAUAAGGCACAGGGUCAAUCAUUGCAAAUGGUUGGUUUAAAUCUCACAGAACAAAUGUUCUCCCACGGUCAACUUUACAUUGGAUGCUCCUGUGUUGGCAGGCCACAAAGUCUAUGCAUUUGUGCAUCAGAAGGGAAAACGAGAAACGUUGCCUACAAUGAAGCACUCCACUGA